Molecule: messenger RNA, 351 nt
Organism: Blepharisma stoltei
Lineage: Eukaryota; Ciliophora; Heterotrichea; Heterotrichida; Blepharismidae
Source: the annotation of a GenBank genome assembly
AUGAGCAAAGAAAUUGAGAAAAUUAUUGAAAGCUUCAUCCAAGACAAAAUCGAAACUUUUCUAGACCAAAGACUCCUAAAAAUAGAAAAAAGUUUAGAAGAGCAUGAUAAAAUUAUCAAUUUGGAGAAUGAUCGGUUUGAAAAGGUAAAAGAUUCUUUGUCAAGCCUGAAAAAGGAGCAUAAAAAGAGUAUAAGAAAAUUGAAAACUGGAGACAAGAGACAGAACUUAAAACGGAAAACGAAAUGAGUUCAUUUAUGACUCAAUUUCGUAGUAUUACUGAAGAUCUUGAUAAAAAAAUAUCGAGUAUCAAAUUAUCAAUGCAAGCCACCAAUAAUAUUACUCCAAAUAUAG